Molecule: messenger RNA, 573 nt
Organism: Rotaria sp. Silwood1
Lineage: Eukaryota; Metazoa; Rotifera; Eurotatoria; Philodinida; Philodinidae
Source: the annotation of a GenBank genome assembly
AUGCCAUGGCAUAAUGAAGCAUUGGUUGUAUUUGGUCAAACCGCUCGAGAUGUUGCAAGACAUUUUAUUCAACGCUGGAAUAUUCAUAAAUGUGAAACAUAUCUGAAAAAUGAUUCUUAUCCAUUUCUAUUACCUAAGUCUUAUGAUGAUGUUGAAGACUUAGCUGUUGAAAACUGGAGUGAUUUUCUUGAAAGUGAACCGUUUCGUGUAAAUGCUCAGUGUGUUCGUUCAGUUGGACCAUGGUCAGCGGGAACGAAAUCAGAGGAAUCAUCGAUUCAUAAUAUUUAUAUACAAAUGAUUGAUGCUGCCAAACAUUUUAUAUAUAUUGAAAAUCAAUUCUUUAUUACUAUUGCUCAAGAUUCAGUAGUUCGAAACCAAUUAGCUAAUGUUCUUCUUCGACGUAUAGAACGAGCACAUAACAAUGCUGAAAAAUUUCGUAUUCAUGUUGUUCUUCCUCUUCUACCUGGUUUUGAUAACACGAAUGCUGUACGAGCUGUACUCUAUUUUAUUAUGUGUUCAAUUACUAAGGGUGAUAAUUCAUUAUUUAAACGCCCUGAAAAUGCAGGUAAAUGA